GGGGCACGGCCAUGGGGCGGAGCCGGCUGCGCUGCGCUCCGGCGCUCCGCGGCUGCCGGGCACGGGGCGCGCACGGCAGUGGGAGCCCAGCGCCGCCGGGAGCCGCCCGCCGACAGCUCCGUGUGUCCCCCGGGGCGGGGAGCCGCCGGCAGGUUGACCAGGCUGGAUCACGGCACUAAGGACCUGGAGCAAGGAUCCUGCCUGAUGCAUGUGUAUUACGACCUGACUUCUUGAGGAGAACAAGUGUUUCUCUGAAGUUCUGCCCCUUCAAAGCAGCACGCAGGCUCUGCAGUGUUGGAUGGGUGGAAAAACCAACCUGGGAAAGGAUGCCCUGAGGAACCGUCAGUCAAAUGAGCAUGAGAAGCUUGGUUAGAAGGAGAUACAUGUGACACACAGAGAAUUAAAGAGUAGAAGAGACACCGUGCUUCAAGUCCCAGGAUUUGUGAAGGAAGAAUUGGGUCAAGGAGCCUGAAGACCAUGGAGGGAGACUGCCUGAGCUGCAUGAAGUACCUGAUGUUUCUUUUCAAUUUCUUCAUAUUUCUGGGAGGAGCGUGCCUGCUAGGCCUUGGGAUCUGGGUCAUUGUGGAUCCCACGGGCUUCCGAGAGAUAGUAGCUGCCAACCCCCUGCUCUUCACGGGAGCCUACAUCAUGCUGGCUAUGGGAGCCAUGCUCUUCCUGCUGGGUUUCCUCGGCUGCUGCGGUGCCAUCCGUGAGAACAAAUGCCUCCUGCUAUUUUUCUUCAUGUUUAUUUUGUUAAUCUUCCUGGCGGAGCUUUCAGCUGCUAUCCUGGCUUUUAUCUUCAGAGAAAAUCUGACCAGAGAGUUUUUCACCAAGGAGCUGAAGAAGCAUUACCUGAGGAACAACGACACGGAUGUCUUCUCUUCCACCUGGAACUCUGUUAUGAUCACAUUUGCCUGCUGUGGAGUGAAUGGACCAGAAGAUUUCGAAGCUGUCCCUCUUCUUCCAUACUCCCCUUUGGAAAGUGUGACACCGGAGGCUUGCUGCCAGCGAGAGCUCCAGAGCCGGGAAGGGAUGUUUGUCAACAAGGAAGCCUGCCUCACAGGCAUCGAGAGGUUUCAGAACCGACAGGGCUGCUACACUGUGAUCCUGAACUCCUUUGAGACCUAUGUGUACCUCGCAGGAGCCCUUGCCAUCGGAGUGUUGGCUAUUGAGCUCUUCGCCAUGAUCUUCGCUAUGUGUCUCUUUCGAGGGAUCCAGUAAGAAGUGGCCCAUGGACCGCCACAUUCCCCACAUGCUCAGACGAAAGAAGGAAAACGAGAAGAAACAAAACCUGAAACCACCCAAAAAAAAAAAAACCUUUAUUUUUUUUAACAAAAUGGGGUUGGGAAAAAAAAAAAAAACACAAAAAGAAGAAAAAAAAAAGAAAAAAGAGGGUUGUAAUAUAUGAAUGACCAAAAGGAUUGUACUUCAGGGGCUGGAACUUUGAGGUGAUGUGCACUACACUGUACACCGGACCCUUGCCCAGAGCCACCCACAGGAGCCCAGCACAGCCACCGAUUGCACUAGAGACUGAUGGAGCUGAUGGGGAAGAGCAAGAGGACAAACAACGGCUGCUUUAUCCCCUCA
Molecule: messenger RNA, 1587 nt
Organism: Pezoporus flaviventris
Lineage: Eukaryota; Metazoa; Chordata; Aves; Psittaciformes; Psittacidae
Gene: TSPAN18
Product: tetraspanin 18
Exons: 11
Coding region: 478-1221 (247 amino acids)
Cellular component (GO): membrane
Source: RefSeq, a predicted model, not a curated record